AUGGACACCAGAAUGCAAAACAUGAACACACAGUUCCAAAACAGUACCGAUAUUGGAUCAUGUUUAUCAAAUCUCAUCUUAUCAUCUACAACAAACACACUUGACUCUAUUUUCUCUGAUAUUCCAUCAACAAAUACCAACAACAACAACACCAACAAUAAUUUCUUGGGGUGUUCAAAUUUUGAACCUUUAGGUUCCUCUGUUUAUCUUCGUCAAAGAGACAUUCUUCAAAAAUUCUACGAAGAAACUCGAUUAACCCCCUCUUUCAUUCCAUCUUCAUUUUCAAACACUCCUUUAUACACAACAACAACAAAUUCAAUUUCAAAUUCAAGUUCGAGUUUGUUCACUUCUUUGGUGAACAACCCUCUGAAGAAGAAGCUAUACAGAGGAGUGAGACAGAGACACUGGGGAAAAUGGGUGGCUGAGAUUCGACUUCCUCAGAAUAGAAUGAGAGUUUGGCUUGGAACUUACGAAACUGCUGAAGCUGCUGCUUAUGCUUAUGAUCGUGCAGCUUAUAAGCUUCGAGGCGAAUACGCGCGUUUGAAUUUCCCGAAUUUGAAAGAUCCAACUAAGUUGGGUUUCGGAGAUUCUACUAAAUUGAAUGCUUUGAAGAGUUCCGUGGAUGCUAAAAUUCAAGCUAUUUGUCAGAAGGUGAAAAGGGAAAAAGCUAAGAAGAUUGCAGCAAAGAAGAUGAAGAAGAAUUCUGAGAACGAUAAUAAGAAGAAGAUGGAGUUAGAGAAGAUUAACUCGUCUUCUUGUUCUUCUUCUUCGUCUUCCUUACCGUUAUCGCCUUCGGUUUUCUACGAAGAUUGGGUGAAUGAAUUCUUUUCGCCUACCGUUUCUGAUGACGGAGUUUGGAAGGGGGAGAAUUCGAAUUCGCCGAAUUCUGUUUCGACAAUGGUGACAGAGGAAACAGAGUUUGAAGAUUGUUCAUUGGUAAGAAUGCCAUCUUUUGAUCCAGAAUUGAUUUGGGAAAUUCUUGCCAUAUAG
Lathyrus sativus (Indian pea) is the source of this 990-nucleotide messenger RNA. The record is from the annotation of a GenBank genome assembly. NCBI's taxonomy places the organism in Eukaryota, Viridiplantae, Streptophyta, Magnoliopsida, Fabales, Fabaceae.